Harpegnathos saltator (Jerdon's jumping ant) is the source of this 3009-nucleotide messenger RNA. RefSeq names its product SH3 domain-binding protein 5-like protein. Gene Ontology annotation, biological process: intracellular signal transduction. The transcript has 7 exons. Gene Ontology annotation, molecular function: protein kinase inhibitor activity. The record is from RefSeq and is a predicted model, not a curated record. Gene Ontology annotation, cellular component: cytoplasm. NCBI's taxonomy places the organism in Eukaryota, Metazoa, Arthropoda, Insecta, Hymenoptera, Formicidae. Bases 408 to 2480 code for a protein of 690 amino acids.
AAUGGGGGAGGGCGUCGCAAUAGCCGGCGAUGCGGGUGUAGACGCAUCAUCGAGAUGCGUCAGCGAUCUAGUCGGCGACACUUAUCUCCGUAGAUAGUUUCGUUACGCGCGAGCUGUUGUCAGUCGUCCUUGCUGCCUUUGCUCUCUUCACCCUCUCGCGCGAGAGCCUCGGGAUCGUCGCUGCGAAGCUAUGUUUGUCGCUCGUGUGCUCUAAAUAGAAUUUCGAGGAGGGACUCGAAAUGUCCCGAGACGUAAACACUGGCAGUGUUGCAGUUGCGCAUCGUUACGCUUGAGGAUGCACUAGGAAGUGGCGUGAGGUCUUGCGAGGAUUCACAUCCGCGCUGGGACGACGGCGAUCAUGAGUUGACAUCGCUUGACGGCGCAGUGAACGCCGCAUCAGCCGAAGGAUGGACGUCGCGGAGGACGCCGAGAAUGCGCUGGACCCGCGUAUACAGAUUGAAUUGGAGAACUUGAACAAUGCAACAGAUGAUAUUAAUAAGCUGGAAACUGAAUUGGAUGAAGCUCAUACUGCUUUUAGGCAGCUUCUUUCUGACACAACAAGGCGACUGAAAGAAAUAACUGAUAAGUUGGGCACUAGUUGUAUUGAGAAGGCAAGAUGUUAUUAUGAAGCACUAGAAAUGGCUCGUCAAGCUCAGGUGCAAUGUCAGCAACAGGCACAGCUAUUUCAACGAGCCAGCGAAAUUCACGCGGCCGCGAAGGAAACGGUCGCUCUGGCCGAAGCGCGAUUCAUGUCGCACCAACAUGAGUGGAAUUUCGACCAAGCAUGGCAGGAUAUGCUCAAUCAUGCUACUAUUAAAGUGAUGGACGCGGAGAAUCAAAAAGCCGAAUGCGGCCGAGAACAUCAUAGGAGAGCAAUGCUGUUUCACGACGCCGAAAAGAAGCUGCUGCAAUUGGAAGAGAAACAUCGACGCUCGAUAAUAAAAGCAAGGCCGUAUUUCGAGGUGAAGGCGCAGUGCGAUCAGAUGCUAGCGACGCAGAAAGAGAGAGUAGAGCAUCUGCAACAAACCGUUAAGGAAGCCAAGCGCAACUACGCAACGAGUCUUCGGACAUUAGAGGAAAUCAGUAACCAAAUACAUCAGCAACGAAGAGAUUACGAUAUCGUGGUUAAUGGACCGCGAGAACCUGGUGUUGGCGCCGAGUUGAUCGGCUCCGACACGUAUCAGAAGCGUGAAAAUGAGUAUAGUGCUUCCGACAGUCGUAAAAUAUCUUCAAUUAGGUAUAAUGAAAGCGGAAACAACGAAAAUCUACGCAAUAUCGAAAAGCCUUGUUCAACGAAGGAAGACACGGAGAAACUCGACAAGAGAUCUGUGGACGGCAGCGAGAGCAAGUUUACCCAGUGGGAGUUGGAGCUGCAAGCUAGCAUGGAGAAACUGAAUCGUUUAUCACUCGAGAAUACAUUGUACGUGAAGGAGCGAGUGAUUAAUUCUGCCGACCUACCGAACGGCCGAACUGCUGUAAGCGGAGAAUGUUACGGCUUCUUAUCCAUGGAACAAUCGAACGCGCACGAUUUGAAGCAACUUGCGCGAUCGGCAAGAGAUCCGGCGAUUCUGAAGAACGAGACAUUCAUCGACGGAUCGUCACGUCUGCAGAGAUCGUUCUCGACAACCAACUCCAUGACGACACUACGCAGUCCUGCGUCGAAAGCCGUUUCGAAAAGCAAUACCUCCAAGUCACUAAGCAGUAGCCCAGUGAACAGAAGAACGUCCAAUUUCGGGCAUAGGAUAAUCACGGAGAAAGCUGCUAGUGUAGAUAUGACGAAAUAUGUGCCAAAUCGAAUCUCCCAAUUCGACGUUCAGAAGGGUAGAUCAUCUCAGAGUAACUGGGACAUUGGUAUUCCCAGCGACGUUGACAUCAAUGUCACAAACGAAGAACGAAACAUAGAUAACUGUAGUAACACGAGCGAUAAUUUAGUCGGUAAGAGCCACUGGCAGCUUACGAGUUUACCUUACAUGCAAGCUUCUCGUAACGUCGAGUUCCUUCCCGCGAAAGCUCACUCAUCGGAAGGCGUCCGUCGACGUCCUACGAGCUCGCAGGACGACGUCACGUUGUCACCAAUACGAUCUAGCUGUAGUAUUCCGCAAAAGAACGCAUCGUGCAGUGCCAACUCGAGUCCGGUAAAGCUGAAGAGUUCACUAAUGUCGUCCUCCGGUUCGUCGGACAGCGAAAUAAGGGAGCAACAUCUCGGCGGGCGAUCAACUUCCAAAAAGUUUGCUGUCAAAACCGCUAGUAUUAAAGAGUUACCGUUAUUGUCGCUCUUCGGGCGAACGUCCAGCUUGUCGGCGAUCAGAGGCAAGAGUUGCAGCAUGAUCGACUUGGACAGUAAACAGAACCUGAAGACGCUGCUGGAUAACUCUCGUUUGGGCAACAUACAAGCGGUCAGUGCGGAGAGAUUAGCAUACGUGAGACACAAGUUGGUUAACAAUAACCCAGAGAUAAAAGCGGACGCUGUUACGAAAUAAGUACAAGAGAACAAGUUAGGGUAAGAUAAGUUAUUCUUGUGAUAAACAAUUUUUUUUAUGUUUGACGCGUCUAAGUAGAGAAUUGUUAAUAACUUUAAGGAAAAUCAUGCGCGUAUGAAAGGUUGUAGCAGGUAAAGGUUACACGACGUAAUUUAAGCGACAAAUUUCAAACGUUAUACGAAAGUUGAAACAUUGUAAAGUUAGUUUCUGCAGUUGUAUUGCCAGUUGUACGCAUUAUGCGUAUAUCACCGAGGCUGAUCGAUCGUACGUAUAAUUGAUUGCGUGUAUAAAUAUUCGCAGACUAGAUAUUGAUAUUUCAUUUGUAAAUUUACUUGAACGUGAUUUUCGAAGAGCUCUCAAACUCAAUCAGUAAGAAAUUCACACACGUACGGGUCGAUUGAGCAUAUAAAUCUACGCGAUUAUUUACAAUUACACCUGCCACGAAUAAUUAAGCAGGCGUCGUGUCGUUUACUAUUUUCUAAUCUCUUUUAAUAUGUGCUUUUUUUAAUAAAACAUGUUUCUUAACAAG